AGCCCGGUAAAAAAAAACUUUUGUCAUUUUUCAGUGAAAAGAGCCUAUCAACGAUCCUAUUUUUGUUUUAGAGAAAGCUGUUGCAUAGCGACUUCUAUUGGAAAAUUUAGAAAAUAAACGUUUGAAGCCAUGGGAGAUUCGAAAGAAAAUCCUGCUGUUGAGCCGGCGAAACCGAAGAUCAAACAUGACUGGUACCAAACGGAUGCUCUAGUAGUUGUUACAAUACUGAUUAAGAAUGCACCAAGCGACAAAAUCAAAGUUCAUUAUGGGGAGAGAACUCUUUCUGUGUCCAGUCCGCUGCCAAAUACAGAUGCAGAAUAUAGCUUAGAAUUAGAGUUAGCUCAUGAAAUAAUACCAUCCAUGUGCAAAUAUGUAGUAAGUCCGUCAAAAGUGGAGAUAAAGUUAAGGAAAAAGGAGGGAAUUCGGUGGACCUUGUUGGAAGGGGAGGGGAAAGAAGAGAAAAUUAAAGCCAUACCUCAAGCUGUUAUCGACGCGUCCGGGCCGCAGCAGCCGCCGAAAAUAUUCAGAAAAGACUGGGAAAAAAUUGAAAAGGAUAUCAAGAAAAUGGAGGAAGAAGAAAAACCGGAAGGCGACGCGGCCCUCAACGCUUUGUUUCAGAAAAUAUAUGGAGAAGGUUCCGAUGAAGUUAGACGAGCCAUGAAUAAAAGUUUUGUGGAAUCCGGCGGAACAGUGCUGAGUACGAACUGGAAUCAGGUGGCCAAAGAGAAGGUAGAAGUGAAACCGCCGGAUGGACUCGAGUUUAAGAAGUGGGAUGAAUAGAUUAUAUAGACUAUGGAAGAUUAAUAUGUUGAUAGAAGUCACUCAAUAUAUAAUAUAAUUUUUUUUUAUAAAGGCCAUUGAUUAUAAUAAAAAUUAUUUCUUUGUCAAUAGCUUGAGAGAGAUGGAAGAUAUGAAAUAGAAAGAGAGAGUAUAUAUUUAAAAUUUUUUAUCUGUGGUGCUGGACGCCAAAUUGCGUCCGUAAUUUUCUUCUAUUGCAAUCUUUCCACUCGAAAAUUUUCAAAAAAUUUAGUUUUUUUAUGAACAAUUAAUAAAUAAAUUAUAUAAGGCAUUCUAUCAAUAUGUUAAUAGAUAACCAUUUGCGAUACUUUAUUUGAUGCGAAUUUGUGAAAUCUGCAAACUACCUAUGCCUGAAACACCUUUAUAUGUAGUUGUCGUGUUGACUGCGCAAAAUUAAUUUUAAUGUAUUUAAUAAUAUAAUAUUCUAAGUCU
Molecule: messenger RNA, 1230 nt
Organism: Zerene cesonia (dogface butterfly)
Lineage: Eukaryota; Metazoa; Arthropoda; Insecta; Lepidoptera; Pieridae
Gene: Sgt1
Product: protein SGT1 homolog
Exons: 6
Coding region: 130-780 (216 amino acids)
Biological process (GO): protein stabilization
Molecular function (GO): protein-folding chaperone binding
Source: RefSeq, a predicted model, not a curated record